AUGUCGGCACCGCUGCUGCUCUGGGUCAUCCUGCUGCGCUGGGCCGGCGGAGGGGGCUGCGCCCGGCCGGGCAGGACGUGGCAGCACUGCACAGACCUGCGGCCCCUGGACAUCCUCUCGGAGGCGGUGCCGGCCGCGGGGCUGGCCCGGGGCAUGCGGGUGUUCCAGGUGCAGGGCGUGCGCGGCUUCCAGCUCUCCUCAUCGCGGCCCCGCGCCCUGGGCUUCCCGGCAUCGCGGCUCUUCAUCCACUGCGACCGCUUCCCCGAGGAGUUCUCCAUCAUCGUCACGCUGCGGGCGCUGCGCGGCCCCGCCAAGAGGAACGAGUACAUCUUCACGCUGAUGCUGGAGGAGAGCCCCAGCGUGCUGGUGGGGCUGCGCUACGCCCCCGACAAGCUGCAUUUCCUCUUCUGGAGCCAGGAGCGCGCCGGCGGCUGGCAGACGCGUGUCACCUUCCCCAACGUGUCCCUCUCCGACAACCAGUGGCACACGCUCAUCCUGGCUGUCUCCGGCCAGUCCUUCUCCUUGACGGUGGACUGCAGCAUCCCCAAGGAUGUGGUGGUGGAGACACCGUUUCCAGCCUCGCUGUCGGUGAGGAGAGCCAGCUUCUACCUGGGCAACAGGAGGAGAAGGAAAGGCGUGUUCACGGGCUUGCUGAGACAGCUUGUCCUGCUGCCAGGAGCUGAUGCCACCCCCCGGAUGUGCCACGCCGUGAACUUCAAAGUAGCAACGCUGUCUGUGCCCACUGUCCUCCAGGAUGUCCCUGCCAAGCCAGUGAGCAACGAGGUGCUCAAACACGCCUACGAGAGUGACAUGAAGGUGACCCUGGGGGCGCGGCCACGCUGCUCCAAGCAGGAGAAGGCGCAGUUCUGGUUCAACGCCUCCCGGCGAGGGCUCUACCUGUGCAACGGCAGCACCUGGCUCUCCGUGCUGGAAGUCCAACACAGGCUGGACUAUGUGGAGGAAUACCAGAACCUGGUGACCAACUCAGAGACAAUGGGCAUUGAGGUGUUCAGCAUCCCAAAGGUGGGACUGUUUGCAGCCGUGGCCAACAGGAUCACGCCCCCAGGAUCAGCCAUCUACAGGUGGAUGGACGGGAAGUUUGUGCACUACCAGAACAUCCCCACCCACCAGGCUCAGUCCUGGAAGUAUUUCACCAUUGGGAAGAAGAUCUUCCUGGCAGUGGCGAAUUUUGAGCAGAACGAGAGGGGCCAGGAGUUCUCUGUGAUCUACAAGUGGAGCCGCAGGAAAGCCAAGUUCAUCACGUACCAGCGGAUCAGCACGCACAGCGCCAGGGACUGGGAGGCCUUUGUCAUCGAGGGAGAGGCUUUCCUUGCUGUGGUCAACCACAGGGAAGGGAACAACCACAACAUAGACAGUGUGAUAUACAGGUGGAACCCCAGGACAGGGCUGUUUGAGACCAACCAGACCAUUCCUACCUCUGGAGCCUACGACUGGGAAUUUUUCACCAUCGGACCGUAUUCCUUCCUGGCUGUAGCUAACACAUUCAAUGGCACGUCCACCAAGAUCUACUCACACAUCUACAUCUGGCUCAGUGGCUCCUUCCAGCUCUUCCAGUCUAUCCUGACAUUUGGUGCAGCUGACUGGGAGGUUUUUCAUAUUGGGGACAGAGUUUUUCUGGCUGUUGCCAACAGCCACAGCUAUGACAGCGGGAUGCCAGCACCCUCCAACUUCUAUGCCAUCAACUCCUCCAUCUAUGAGCUGAACAUCACGGCCCAGAUGUUUGUUAAAUUCCAGGACCUUCUCACCUACAGUGCCCUGGACUGGGAGUUCUUCUCAGUGGGAGACGACUCUUUCCUGGUGGUGGCAAACUCCUUUGAUGGCUUCACCUUCUCUGUCAACAGCAUCAUCUACAGGUGGCAAGGCUAUGAAGGCUUUGUGGCAGCCCACCACCUCCCCACCGUCGGCUGCAGAGACUGGGAGGCGUUUCACACCGCUGAGGGCUCCUACCUGUUCUACUCCAGCGCCAAGGAGCCCCUCUCCAAGGUGCUCAAGCUGAAAACCACCUGAGACACGCUCAGCUCAUCGCCAGGACCAGCUGGGCAUCCAUGGAAGAUGGACCACAGAGCCCAGGAAUGGCUGCAGCAUCAGCUGGGCAGUGGCUGGCUGUGCACUCUGCAGGAAGGGAGGAGGAGGAGGAGGAGGAGGGUGGAGCUCAGAGCUCCCUGCAGCCUUGUCCAGGGGCUGGCCAAGGGGCUGUUUCUCCUGGGAAAGCUCUGCCACCACACUCCAGAGCCAUGUCCUACCCAAGGUUCCUGGAGCCCGGGUGCAUCCAGGCUUACCAGGACCAUAACACUUGGCAAUUUCCAGU
Messenger RNA from Ficedula albicollis (Collared flycatcher), 2329 nucleotides. RefSeq names its product thrombospondin-type laminin G domain and EAR repeats (gene TSPEAR). The transcript is spliced from 12 exons. NCBI's taxonomy places the organism in Eukaryota, Metazoa, Chordata, Aves, Passeriformes, Muscicapidae. The coding region runs from base 1 to 2028 and encodes 675 amino acids. Gene Ontology annotation, biological process: signal transduction. The record is from RefSeq and is a predicted model, not a curated record.